This is a messenger RNA of Protopolystoma xenopodis, 465 nucleotides long. The record is from the annotation of a GenBank genome assembly. Lineage: Eukaryota; Metazoa; Platyhelminthes; Monogenea; Polystomatidea; Polystomatidae.
AUGAUUGUCUAAGUCGUAAAACGUCCUGUAUUCGAGGCGGAUAGCGAAGUGACAAUCAGUGCCAUAGAAGAGCCGUUGCCGCAACAAACUAGGCGCCGAAUGCCUGCACAUCUACCUGUUCGCCAGACUCGUCAAUCAAUGGUGGGCGGAUUGCAGUGGUUGAUGAGUGGAUCAAAAGCGCACGUACCGGCCAGUUCUCCGUCUCAGACCCAACGUCAUAUGGGACAGACAGAGUUUGAGUAUUGGUUAAAUCGUCUUCAUUUGCAGUUCGGCGGCGAUGCUAAUGCAGUGGCUGAGAUGAUAAAAGGGGCUUUAAGCGGUGGGAAAAGUCAGAUUUCCUUGCUCACUGUGGUUAUGGGAGGCGAAUCGGGCCAAGUGCGAGCUUUCCUCAAUCAGAUCACAUCAUCAGGAAACAUAUUGUCCUAUUUAAAGGUGAUGGAUUUGAGGGUUCAACCCUACUUUUAG